Messenger RNA from Oncorhynchus masou masou (cherry salmon), 4025 nucleotides. RefSeq names its product endoplasmic reticulum membrane sensor NFE2L1-like. The coding region runs from base 360 to 2336 and encodes 658 amino acids. Gene Ontology annotation, biological process: regulation of transcription by RNA polymerase II. The transcript has 5 exons. Gene Ontology annotation, molecular function: RNA polymerase II cis-regulatory region sequence-specific DNA binding; DNA-binding transcription factor activity, RNA polymerase II-specific. NCBI's taxonomy places the organism in Eukaryota, Metazoa, Chordata, Actinopteri, Salmoniformes, Salmonidae. The record is from RefSeq and is a predicted model, not a curated record. Gene Ontology annotation, cellular component: nucleus.
UUGCAGCUGAUAGGGAGUGAAAGAACAGGUUCGGGAUAUUUACCUUGUAUUAUAAGUCGUUUGUAACACCAUACAUAAACGGGAGAUUCCCGUAGAUCAUAGUUUCAUCUAAGUUUAAAUUGUUUAUUGUAUUCGAUUGUGGUACAGUUAUUCGUUUGAGGACAUGUCUCUGUCAGGAAGUUAUCAGAAACCGGUAGUGCAGUAGCUAGCUAUCUAAAGCUUUCGCCGGUCGCGUACAGUCAGGCGGACCUCUUUGUCUGGCUGGAAAAGCGUGUUCGGCAUUUUCUUUGUUUGGUAGUCUAAAGUGAACUCUGGGACCAGCGUUUCUCCACAGACGUUCUUCCAAAAGUGUGAAAAAGAUGCAAAACGUGAAGAAAUACUUCACAGAAGGACUGAUCCAAUUUACGAUCUUACUCAGUUUGAUCGGAGUUCGCGUGGAUGUCGACAGUUACUUGAACGGCUCCUACUCACCGCUAGAGAUUAGCGACGGUCCUAGCUCAGCCUACAUCCAGACACCGUUUCACAGUUUGAGGGACAACUGGGACGGGAACAGCGUGCACCCCAAAUGUCCCGAGUUGGAUUAUUUCUUCGCCUGCCGUCGGCUCCUGGAUGAGGUGAGGGCGCUUGGGUCGCCCAUCCGGUUCCCUACGCAGCUGAGCGCGUGGCUCGUACACCAAGUACCUGACAGCUCUGAGUUCCGAGAGCCACCAAACAGCACGAGUAACAGUAAUGUUAGCGCGGGGUUGUUGUCAGAGAGUACCGGGGAAGAGGCCAACGACACUGAACUUCUCGCCGUCGACGAAAGCCAUACUGCCGCCCAGCUAAGUGAGCCGGGGCCUUAUCCCAGCACUGGAGCCUGCGAGAUACCCAAUGAGGAGGUUGAGGAACUGAAGGGGCGGAUCCAAGAGUAUGGUGAUGAAGGCAGAGAGGAACCUGUUUCCCUGACCCAGCUGGCUCUCAGUUCCACACUAGAACAUGAGGGUUUGUUAAGUAGCGGAGCCCCUCUCUCCAGCUCUGAGGACCCCCACCCCCCUGACAUCGACCAGCACUGGAGCCAAUUCCUGUCCCUACCGAUCUAUGAAUUUGACGAUUUAGACCCAUUGGUUCCUCAGCAGCUGUCUGACCUCGACGACGACAUCUCCAGCGCCAUCAGCCAGGAUGUCAGUCUCCGCGAUGCCAUGGUAACAGGCUCCGUCUACGACAUGAUCCCCCCGAGGGGUGGAGUCAGGACCCUGGUGGCACGGCAACCAAGAGGGCCCCUCUUCCGACUCUUGUCCGCAAACUCCUCCAACUCAUCGCCUGGUACGACCACAGGGCUGGCUGCACUACCGAACGCUGCGGUGGUCAACGGAACACGAAAUGGGUCAUCGUCCCAUGGUGCACUCGAAGGCUGUUUGGAUGAGGCAGUGUUUGACCAGAUCAACCUCCUGGGGCUGGAUGGCUGCUUGGAAACCAUGGACGCCCAGCUGCUGGGGAUUCUACAGGACCCUCGUGUCCUGGAGGACCUAGACUCAGAUUCCGGUCUUUCCCUGGAGAGCAGCUCUCGAGGCCCAGACUCCCCAAGUGCAUCUGAGGUGUCGUCAUCGUCUUCCAGUUCGUUUUUUGAGGACGAGGGUGGGGCUACGGGCUACAGCAGUGAGGUGGACUCCCUCCCCUCCAAGAGCAAUGCCAACUACCACACAUGGUCGCCUGUGGAUUUCAGCGAGAGCGUGUGGCACGACCACAGCUACUCCUCCGCAGCCUUCUCCCAACCGUCAGCCACCACUUUCCCCAACAAAGCCAUCAAAGAGGAGCCUUUCAGCGAUGAAGACGGGGAAGAUGACGAAGCCCGGGAGCUUAGCCGCGACGAACUCCGCACCCGGGCCCUGCAUGUCCCGUUCUCGGCGGCGGAGAUCGUCAGCAUGCCCGUAGAGGAGUUUCUGGAGCUCUUGGAGGGGCAUGGCCUCUCGCCCACCCAGGUUGCCUUCCUGAGGGACAUCAGGCGGCGAGGGAAGAACAAGCUGGCGGCGCAGAACUGUCGCAAGCGCAAGCUGGAUGCCAUCACGGGGCUCCAGGUGGAGGUGGAGAGGCUGCAGGCCCAGAGGAGCAGGCUGCUCAGGGAGAGGCAGCACACGGCCAAGGCUCUUGGUGCCGCAGGCCAGCGCAUGGAGCACCUCUCCAGGGACAUAUUCUCCAGGCUGAGGGAUGGCUCAGGACGACCCCUGACCCCAGAGAGAUACACCUUGCAGUGCGAGGCCAACGGGAGGGUCCUGGUGCAGCAUAUCAGGCGGCCUAGUGUUGCCACGACAACAGCUGGAGGUAAACCGGACAAAAGGAAGAAGGAGAAGAAGCCUUGAUGCAGCAAGGGCUGCUGGUACUUGAGACUUUUUAAGGGGUGUUAUUGUUUUUUUCUGAACUUACAGUCCAGAUUCUGCUCUUGUGACUGUUUCCGGAUCUUUCUCUUCCUCCUUGUCUAGACUCUUUGACCUUGGGAACCUAAAAGGGCAGAAACGUAUGUUAAAUAAAUACACCCAAAAACAUACAUUUAAAUACAAAUAUUACAGAACGUGUGAAUGGAGUUUUUUUCUCUCUUUUUUUCUAGAAAAAUAAUCGUACCUCAAACACUGGACUCUUAACGUUUUCCUCACUAUGUAAAGGAAAGGUUUGUAUUAUCUUUAAAGCAUUUCUUACAAGGAGGAUAUAUUGUUUUCCUGAGGAUGUCAGGCUGCAGUAUCAUUUGUAUAAUUCCUACAAAAAUAAAUUGUAGGACAGUUAAAAUGAAAAACAGAACGCCAAUUGUAUAUCUUAAAGGGACCCUUUGGGAUUUUGCCAAUGAGGCCAUAUAUCUACCUGAGAAAAUAAAAUACAUCUACUUCCCCAUAGUCAGACCAGCUCGUGGAUACCAUGUCUGUGUCCUGUAUGAAGGAAGUUAGAGGUCGUUUCACAAGCCAAAUGCUUACUAGUGUUAGCUCAAUGACUGGAAGUCUAUACUAACAGAUACCCAUAGACUAGUUAGCAAUUACUCUAGAGCUAGUUAGCAACUAACUUCAAACUGCACGCAAAGACAGAAAUGCUGUCCACAAGUUCAUCCGACUGGGGAAGUAGAUAAAAGGCUUCAUUGCCAAAAUCCUGAAGUACCCCUUUAACUUCGACUCGGUAUCUAUAAAGAUUUCAAAGAUUCUGACCUAUGUUCCCUCAUAGACCUUAGUUCUGGAGUUUAAGUUGAAAUGUUUCUAAACUCAAUCUAACUGCCGAUAUGUUAGACAUGUCAUUUGAAAGGCCUUAUUUUAAUUUGGAAUCAUGUUUUGAUAGUUGUGUAUUGGUGAAACACAGAUGUACAUGGCUAUUGCUUUUUGUGUGAUCAAUUUUUGUAUGUUUAAAAAAAACAAAUCUAAAUAACAAUUUUUUUGAAGCGCUGUAUGCUUUUCUCUGAUAUUAUGAAGCAGGGCUUUGACUCUGAUGGUUUUCAUUCUACCUCAACUACAGCAGAUUUAUAUGGAUGGUUUGGGCAGAUUGUAGGAGAGACCUUUUUUUAUUGCAUGGGGAGAGGGUUGGUUGAGAAACACAAGUGCACCGAAGUCUCUGCAAAUGCUUCACUGUAGUAGGUCAAUUUUGAUGAUGAUAACUGAUGUAACCCUCAUCCACUUAGUGAAGCAAUGCAUUCACCUGCUUUUCUGUUCAGAAGUUUAGUAUGCUUGUAUGUAUGUUUUUAUAUUAUUUGAGAAUUACUUUGAGAGAUUGAAGAAAAGUGUAGUAGAAGAUAAAACAGGAAAAAACACUGUACGGAGUUCUACAAGAAACAGACCGAGGUAGGCUAUAGUACCUAUUUCAAGCAUUUGAAAGCACCUAUUCAGUUGUCCUUUUAUUUAGAUGAAUAUUGAAAAUGUUCUUUACACCUCAGAAAUUGGUUUUGCCUUGGACAAAACCAAUCAGAUUCUAAAGAUACACUGAACAGUUUUAUAUUUUUCAUUUUCUAUUUAUUUUUUUCUUAGUCACUUCUAUGUUGUUGUUUUUUUGCUGUGUGGGAGUAAAUGAGGCUGAAUUAA